Messenger RNA from Homarus americanus (American lobster), 1073 nucleotides. RefSeq names its product leucine-rich repeat extensin-like protein 5. The record is from RefSeq and is a predicted model, not a curated record. The annotation marks the transcript as partial. NCBI's taxonomy places the organism in Eukaryota, Metazoa, Arthropoda, Malacostraca, Decapoda, Nephropidae. The transcript has 2 exons.
GCGUUCCUCUCAACCUCGCAAUUACACGUUUAUGGAAGUUACGCCAGACCAACCCUCUGCCUGAGGUGACGCUCUUGAGGGUAGGAACGUGUUCUUGUGACGGCUCAGUGUUCAGUCCUUGUGACGGCUCGGUGUUAAAUCCUUAUUACGGCUCAGUAAGUCCAUGUGACGGCUCAGUAAACCCUUGUGACGGCUCAGUAAAUCCUUGUGACGACUCAGUAAAUCCUUGUGACGGCUCGGUGUUAAAUUCUUAUUACGGCUCAGUAAGUCCAUGUGACGGCUCAGUAAAUCCUUGUGACGGCUCAGUAAAUCCUUGUGACGGUUCGGUGUUACAUUCUUAUUACAGCUCAGUAAGUCCAUGUGACGGCUCAGUAAAUCCAUGUGACGGCUCAGUAAAUCCAUGUGACGGCUCAGUAAAUCCUUGUGACGACUCAGUAAAUCCUUGUGACGGCUCGGUGUUAAAUUCUUAUUACGGCUCAGUAAGUCCAUGUGACGGCUCAGUAAGUCCAUGUGACGGCUCAGUAAGUCCAUGUGACGGCUCAGUAAAUCCUUAUGACGACUCAGUAAAACCUUGUGACGACUCAGUAAAUCCUUGUGACGGCUCGGUGUUAAAUCCUCAUUACGGCUCAUUGGCCAUCAGGAGUCCAGCCCUGCUGGGCUAUCAGAGUCCAGCCACCCCCCAGUUGGCCAUUAGAGUCAGCCCCACCCAGCUGGCCAUCAGAGUCCAGCCACCUCCCCUGUGCUGGCCAUCAGAGUCCAGCCCCCCACCCAGUUGGCUAUCAGAGCUCAGCCACGCCCAGUUGGCCACAGGAGUCCAGCCUCACCCAGUUGGCCAUCAGAGUCCAGCCACCUCCCCAGUUGGCCAUCAGAGUCCCACCCCCACCCAGUUGGCCAUCAGAGUCCAGCCACCUCCCAGUUGGCCAUCAGAGUCCAGCCCCACCCAGUUGGCCAUCAGAGUCCAGCCACCCAGUUGGCCAUUAGAGUCCAUCCCUCCCCCCAGUUGGCCAUCAGAGUCCAGUCCCUCACCCCCCUCCAAUGGCCUACGACAGAGGGCCAUAACUCCCCGAAAAUAA